Messenger RNA from Mirounga angustirostris (Northern elephant seal), 2526 nucleotides. RefSeq names its product acyl-CoA dehydrogenase family member 9 (gene ACAD9). The coding region runs from base 47 to 2047 and encodes 666 amino acids. The record is from RefSeq and is a predicted model, not a curated record. Gene Ontology annotation, molecular function: flavin adenine dinucleotide binding; acyl-CoA dehydrogenase activity. The transcript has 17 exons. Lineage: Eukaryota; Metazoa; Chordata; Mammalia; Carnivora; Phocidae.
AGGGUGAACGUGACUGAGGCUUUAAGAAAGACUAGUCGGCGCGGGGAUGGCCGCGGCGGGCAGCAUGGGUGUCGCGGCCCUCUUCUUGCGCAGGGCGGUAGCGGCGCGUGCCUCCCGGGCUCUGGUGGCUUUCGCCACGAGCCGGCGCCUGCUGCGCACUAGUCCGCCGAGCCGAGCUUUCGCCAAGGAGCUCUUCCUGGGCAAAAUCGAGAAGAAAGAAGUUUUCCCGUUUCCAGAAGUUAGCCAAGAUGAACUUAAUGAAAUCAAUCAGUUUGUGGGACCUGUAGAAAAAUUCUUCACUGAAGAGGUGGACUCUGAGAGAAUUGACCGGGAGGGAAAAAUCCCAAAAGAAACGUUAGAGAAAUUGAAGAGCCUGGGGCUUUUUGGGCUGCAAGUCCCAGAAGAAUAUGGUGGCCUGGGCCUCUCCAACACCAUGUACGCACGUCUAGGAGAAAUUGUCGGCCUAGAUGCCUCGAUCGCUGUGACCCUGGCAGCACACCAGGCUAUUGGCCUCAAGGGGAUCAUCUUGGCUGGCACCAAGGAGCAGAAGGCCAAAUACCUGCCCAAACUGGCAUCGGGGGAGCACAUCGCUGCCUUCUGUCUGACGGAGCCAAGCAGUGGGAGUGACGCGGCCUCCAUCAAGUCCAGGGCCACGCUGAGUGAGGAUAAGAAGCACUACAUCCUCAAUGGCUCCAAGGUCUGGAUCACCAAUGGAGGACUGGCCAAUAUUUUUACUGUGUUUGCAAAGACAGAGGUGGUUGAUUCCGACAGCUCAGUAAAAGACAAGAUCACAGCAUUCAUAGUAGAGAGAGCCUUCGGUGGAGUCACUAACGGGAAGCCUGAGGAUAAGUUAGGCAUACGCGGCUCCAACACUUGUGAGGUGCAUUUUGAAAACACCAAGGUGCCCAUCGAAAAUGUUCUUGGAGAAGUCGGAGGCGGGUUUAAGGUAGCCAUGAACAUCCUCAACAGUGGGCGGUUCAGCAUGGGCAGCACUGUGGCCGGGAUGCUCAAGAAAUUGAUUGAAAUGACUGCUGCAUAUGCCUGCACGAGGAAACAGUUCAACAAGAACCUCAGUGAAUUCGGACUAAUUCAGGAGAAGUUUGCCCUCAUGGCUCAGAAAGCUUAUGUAAUGGAAAGCAUGGCCUACCUCACUGCGGGCAUGCUGGACCAACCAGGGUUUCCUGACUGCUCCAUCGAGGCUGCCAUGGUGAAGGUGUUCAGCUCAGAGGGUGCCUGGCAGUGUGUGAGCGAGGCACUGCAGAUCCUCGGGGGCUCAGGCUACGUGAAGGACUACCCGUACGAGCGCUUUCUGCGUGACAGCCGCAUCCUGCUCAUCUUCGAGGGAACCAACGAGAUUCUCCGGAUGUAUAUUGCACUGACAGGCCUACAGCAUGCCGGCCGCAUCCUGACUGCAAGGAUCAAAGAGCUUAAACGGGGCAACAUGACCACUAUCAUUGAGACCGUCGGCCAGAGGCUGCGAGACUCCCUGGGCCGAACCGUGGAUCUGGGGUUGACAGGGAAGCUGGGAGCGGUGCACCCCAGUGUCGCAGUGAGUGGGCACACGUGGCAUACCCCCCAUGUGGGUGCCCUCCUGAUGGAUAUCCCCUUCCAGAGGGCUGUGACCAGGGUGUUGGGGAGGAUGGCCCAGCCUGGUAGCAGAGCCCCUGGGCUCCAGAGCCCCAGCCAGGUGGGAUGGGCACUGUGGGGGAGGUGUCGCUCAGUGGUCUUUCCCCUGGCAUACUUAGGACAGUGCCAGCAAGCUCGAGGAGAACGUGUAUUACUUUGGCCGCACUGUGGAGACACUGCUACUCCGCUUUGGCAAGACCAUCAUGGAGGAGCAGAUGAUCCUGAAGCGGGUAGCCAACAUCCUUAUCAACCUAUACGGCAUGACGGCCGUGCUGUCGAGGGCCAGCCGCUCGAUCCGAGUGGGGAUCCGAAAUCACGACCACGAGGUUCUGCUGGCCAACAUCUUCUGUGCAGAAGCUUACUACCAGAAUGUCUUCACCCUGUCCCAGCUGGACAAGUAUUCUCCAGAAAAUCUAGAUGAGCAGAUUAAGAAGGUGUCCCAGCAGAUCCUCGAGAAGCAAGCCUACGUCUGUGCCCACCCGCUGGAUAGGACAUCCUGAAGCAAAGGGACAGUGUUCCCUGCUGCCCCCAGACCAUGGCCCAUCGAUGGACAACUUUCUCCGGACAGUGGAGCCAUUUCUUCCCCCUGUACACCAGAGGGGCUUUCUCCUGGCCUGAGGGUGCCUCCUUAUGCUUUGUCCUGCAGGCACUGCUGCUUGACCUGGUCCCAGGUGCUGAAGAGACAGAAUGCAGUUGGUGACACCUGGGAUUUGAGGGGCUUCCGCUAGUUUAGGAGACGUCACAGUGGCAAUGGGCUCGUGUUGCUGCCUCUGUGGCAGGGACACGGAUAGCCACUUGCAGACUGUGCAUUCUCCAAGAAACAGUCUACAAACUGUGUACAUGGAACAGAUGCACUUAAUAACAAAAAAUAGAAAAUGCACAAGCUUGUGUUUACCCCUC